UCAUCUCAUUUGAAUCCACAAAUUCCUCUACAUCUCCCUCUCUCUCCUUCACUCAGAGCACCUCUACUCCAUCCUCAUGGCCACCGGCGUGCUCUUCUCCUCCUCCUCCUUCCUUUCCACUCUCCCUUGUAAGCCCCAUCAUUCUAUCCCCUUGAAGAAGAGACCAAAAAGGGUAUCUUUUGUUGGUUGCAGCAGCAGCAGCAGUGAGGGCUCUGGUGAGAGCCAGAAUCAGAGCGGAGGAGCUGAUGACAAGCCUUCUUUCAAUCCAUUUGGUUUUGUCACUGAUAACCCUUCUAGCCGCAGCGCCAUCCAACUAUCCGAGUCCCCUGCCGAGGCUGGGAAUGUUGGCCAGAUGCUUUAUAGGAUAGAAGACAAGGGUAAAGAUUAUGGCACUUAUGUUAAAGCUGGUAAAUUUCGGUGGUUUGUGAGAGAAACAGGAACAUCGAAUAGCCGCAAUGGGACCAUUGUAUUCAUCCAUGGUGCUCCAACUCAAUCAUAUAGUUAUCGAGUGGUUAUGUCUCAGAUGGCAGAUGCUGGCUACCACUGUUUUGCACCUGACUGGAUAGGAUUUGGAUUUAGUGAUAAACCCCAACCAGGAUAUGGAUUUUCUUACACUGAAGAGGAGUUCCAUGUAGAAUUUGACAGGCUUCUUUCCGUGCUUGGUGUCAACUCACCUUUCUUCUUAGUAACCCAGGGUUUUCUUGUGGGUUCAUAUGGAUUAACCUGGGCUGUGAAAAACUCAGAUAAAGUUUUGAAAGUUGUCAUUCUGAAUACACCAUUAUCUGUUUCGUCUCAGCUACCUGGGCUUUUUCAGAAGUUGAGAAUUCCUCUUUAUGGUGAAUUUACUUGCCAAAAUGCAGUUAUGGCUGAGCGUUUUAUUGAAGCAGGUAGCCCAUACGUACUGAAGUUGGAUAAAGCAGAUGUAUACAGACUACCAUACUUGGAAAGUAGUGGCCCUGGAUUUGCAAUUCUUGAAGCUGCAAGAAAAGCAAAUUUCAAAGAUAUAUUGACCCGGAUAGAGACUGGAUUUUCGUCUGUGAGUUGGGAAAAACCUUUACUUGUUGCAUGGGGCAUAUCUGACAAAUACCUGCCCAAAGCUGAAGCAGAGGAAUUUCAGAAGAGAAAUCCUGGUGUUGUCAAACUUAAUAUCAUAGAAGGUGCUGGUCAUAUGCCACAAGAAGACUGGCCUGAGAAAGUUGUUGAAGCUCUGAGAGUGUUUCUGUAAAUUCAAUCAUGAAGAGUAGAGACAUCAUAUUAGCUCUGUGUGCAUCUGAGGAUAUGGAAAGGAUAUUUGUGCUUGGAUAUAUAUGGUGUUCUAACUGCUAGUUUGCAUAUAGCAUGGUGGGUCCGUGAUUCUUAUGGAAACAACGGUCAGACUAUCUUUUUUCAUUUCCUUUUCUUUGUAGAUGAAAUACGGUCCUGUGUCUUGUACUGAAUGGCAGUUUCAUGAAGCAUAUUAUAAAUGGCGCUUUUCCUGAAAAUGUGCAAUUGGAUGGACAUGUGGCCUUGUGAGUAUGUGUGCAGGUCUGAAACUCUUCAAAUUCUGCCAUCAGUGUCAAAGACUACUGUACUGAAAAAUGGAAUCUCAAAAUUUUAGUAGUUAAUCCAAUUGGUAUGCCAUCAGUUUAUUCUUCCAA
Messenger RNA from Dioscorea cayenensis subsp. rotundata (Guinea yam), 1637 nucleotides. RefSeq names its product cis-3-alkyl-4-alkyloxetan-2-one decarboxylase. NCBI's taxonomy places the organism in Eukaryota, Viridiplantae, Streptophyta, Magnoliopsida, Dioscoreales, Dioscoreaceae. The record is from RefSeq and is a predicted model, not a curated record. Gene Ontology annotation, molecular function: catalytic activity. Gene Ontology annotation, cellular component: chloroplast. Bases 77 to 1225 code for a protein of 382 amino acids. The transcript has 12 exons.